Messenger RNA from Glycine soja, 3231 nucleotides. RefSeq names its product paired amphipathic helix protein Sin3-like 3. Gene Ontology annotation, cellular component: chromatin; histone deacetylase complex. Gene Ontology annotation, biological process: negative regulation of transcription by RNA polymerase II. Gene Ontology annotation, molecular function: transcription corepressor activity. The transcript is spliced from 16 exons. NCBI's taxonomy places the organism in Eukaryota, Viridiplantae, Streptophyta, Magnoliopsida, Fabales, Fabaceae. Bases 94 to 2862 code for a protein of 922 amino acids. The record is from RefSeq and is a predicted model, not a curated record.
CUCUCACUCUGUUAUAAGCUGUAAUUGAAGUUUUGAACUUCGAACCCUCCCUUCGUUGCCGCAAAUCAUCGUCUCGUUGCUUUACAUUGAAGAAUGAAGAGGUCCAGGGAUGAUUCUUACACGAGUUCACAACCCAAACGGCCCAAAGGGUCUUCUAGAGAGGAAGAACCCUCCGGGCAAUCACAGAUGACGACUGGUGAUGGUCAGAUACCAACCACCAAAGAUGCCUUGGCGUUUCUCAAGGCAGUAGAGGACGCGUUUCAAGAUAAGAGGGAAAAGUAUGAUUACUUUAUGGUAAUCAUGAAGGAUUUCAAGGCUCAAAGAAUUGAUACAAUAGGUGUCAUGGAAAGAGUGGAGGAGCUGUUUAAAGGGCACAAAGAUCUAAUUUUGGGGUUUAACACCUUCUUGCCAAAGGGAUAUAAAAUUAUACUUCCAUUGGAGGAUGAGCAACCUCCCCAAAAGAAGCUCAUUGAAUUGAAAGAAGAAGCCAUAAAUUUUGUGGGCAAGAUUAAGGCUCGUUUUCAUGACAAUGACCGUGUUUAUAAGUCAUUUCAAAACAUAUGUAUGUGCAGAAAGGAAACCAAGUCUAUCACUGAGAUUUACCAGGAGGUUUCUGCACUUUUCCAGGGCCAUGCAGAUCUUCUUGAGGAGUUUAAUCAUUUUCUUCCUGAUAUACCAGGAACUACCUCUACUCAGUACGCUUCUGUUCAAAAUUCUCUCCUUCAUGAUAGGAGCUCUGCCAUGCCAACAAUUAGGCAAAUGCAUGUUGAAAAGAGAGAAAGGAACAUAGCUUCACAUGGGGAUCAUGACCUCAGUGCUGACCAUCCUGAUCCAGAACUUGACAGUUGUUUGAUGAUGGCUGAUAAGGAUCAGAGGAGGCGUGGUGCAAAGGAAAAUGACUGUAGAAAAGGGAGAGACAGAAGAGAACAGGAAAGGGAUGAUGGGGAUUAUGAUCAUGAUGGUAGUAGGGAGCAUUUAUCUCACAAACGGAAAUCUGGUUGCAGGGCUGAAGACUCUGGUGCUGAAAGCAUGCACCCUAUCUCAUAUGCUUGUGAGGAUAUAAGUUCUUUGAAAAGUAUGUGUAGUCCAGUGUUUGGUUACCUUGAAAAAGUCAAGGAGAAAUUACAAAAUCCUGAGGUUUUCCAGGAAUUUUUGAAGUACCUAUAUAUCUACAGCAUGGAAAUAAUUACCAGACAAGAAUUGCAAUCAUUGGUGGGCAAUAUACUGGGAAAAUAUGCAGAUCUUAUAGAGGGAUUUGAUGAAUUCUUGGAUCAAUGUGAGAAAAAUGAGAUCUUUUGGCAUGAAGGACAUGGACCUAAACCAAUGAAAGUAGAGGACAGGGAUCAGGAUAGGGAUGACAAGAUGGAAAAAAGGGAUCGCAAAUGCCUAGAAAGGGUCAAGUCCAAUGCAACUGCUAACAAGGAUGUUUCAGUUCCUAAGAUGUCUCUGUAUGCCAGCAAGGAUAAGUAUGCAAUGAAGCCUAUAAAUGAGCUGGACCUUUCUAACUGUGAACAAUGCACUCCUAGUUACCGUCUUCUACCAAAACAAUACCCAAUACUGCCAGCUAGCGACAGAACAGAACUUGAUGCAGAGGUAUUGAAUGAUAACUGGGUUUCUGUUACUUCUGGCAGUGAGGACUAUUCAUUUAAGCACAGGUACAAAAACCAAUAUGAGGAUAGCAUGUUUAGAUGUGAAGAUGACAGGUAUGAACUUGAUAUGCUGUUAGAGUCUGUAAAUGCGACAACUAAGCAAGUUGAAGAUUUCUUAGAAAAGAUUAAUGCUAAUAUAAUUAAAGGAUACUGUCCAAUUCGUAUUGAGGAGCACUUAACAGCUCUAAAUCUUAGAUGCAUCGAACAAAUAUAUGGUGAUCAUGGGCUUGAUGUAGUGGAUGCGCUAAAGAAGAAUGCACCUUUAGCUUUGCCAGUCAUAUUAACCCGCUUGAAGCAGAAACAGGAUGAGUGGGCAAGGAGCCGUGCUGAUUUUAAUAAAGUUUGGUCUGAAACAUAUGCAAAGUACCAUCACAAAUCACUUGAUCAAUGUAAUGGUACUGCAAUUGCCAAGGGUCAUGGUGGCCAUCAUGUUGGAUUUACCAUAAUGAAUCCUAAGAAUUUCAACAACAAUACAAAUGGAAAUGAGAGUGUUCUAUUAGAAGAAUCAAAUUCCUGCAAACAACGGCAAACAAUUGGGGAUAAUAAGGUUGAAGAGGAUAAUUCUCUUGAUUCAGACUGCUCUGCACAUAAAACUGAGACUGAAACCUUUGGAAGUAGUACACAGCAUGGUCAAAUGCAUUUAAUUGCAACCAAUCUUGAUGAAAUAUCAAGAGCCAAAAAGCAAGAUCAUUCAAUUGAUCGGUUGGUGAAUGCUAAUGUCUCAAUGUCCUCUGGUAUGGAGCAAAGUAAUAGAAGAACGAAUGUGGGUAAUGCAUCAGGACUUACUGCUACUCCUCCAUCAAGACCUGGUAAUGUUUCUAAUGAGGGAGGGCUUGAUUUACCUUCAUUGGAGGAGACAUUGUCACAAUCUGUCUCGCAAGAGGAAGUUGCUGAUCAUGACCACAAUGAUAUCCUUGGUAGAACCUUGAAUGUCCCUAAACACUUAGGCCGUGACAGGGGAUUGGGAUUUGAAGUGACACAGAAGAUUAAUGUCUCACUCCAACAAAUGCCACUAUCUAUUACAAAUGGGCAUGUGCAACAAAUCCAGAAGGGCUUGGUUGACCUCAAAAAGGGAACGAACAAGUUGGAAAUGGAAGUGCAAAUGCAAAUGAAUAAGGAGCCACAGGAAGAAGGUCUGGGUGGCCUAAGUGGUAUAAAUAGUUGCACACCUACAGCUACUCAUAUACCAGAGCAAAAUUUUAGACACCUAUAGCAUCAAGAGGAAAGGGAAAAACUUGUCAACUUACAAAUGUGUCUAUCACGACUCCAGAAAAAGAAUAGCCAUGCACUUCAUUUUUCAUGCCCACCCAUUGGUUUUGACUCAUCAUCGCAUGCUGAGUUAUAUAAAGAUUUUUCAAGGGAGGCAACCAAGAGACUGUAUAUAUUACAAAGGAAAUUUUUUGAUUUGUUGGUAUGGGGUACAUUAGUGAAGAAGAUUGUUAUGAUCUUAUUCACUUUUGGAUGUUUUUGCCAUUAGUAUAUAUUUAUGUUCAUUUUUAACUAUGUAAUUCUACAUUUAUUUUACUUUUCUUUUUAUAGAUUUUAAUGUUAUGAUGAUAAUUUUGUUGUAUUUUUUAAAAAU